CUUAUUCCCCCAUUCUUUUGUGGAGAGGAGAGCUCUUUUAUUUUCCCUUUUCUCUCUCCCCUCGUUUACCUGUAAGCUUGCUAUUUGCUUCCGUCUUCCUCUGGCUUCGUCGCGUCCAUCCCUUGUCUUCUAGAAGCUGCAGCGGCUGACGCCCAUCGACAGCGGCUGCUGGCCAAUGGAGUUCGAUGGGGGCGGUCGGCCAAUGGAGUUCGAUGGCGGGGGAGGGGUACAACUGCCACCCACGAGGUCGGCGAACUUAGCCGUGACCGAAGCGUCGGCGUCGUCCCCGCUUGCCACGUCUCUCGACGAAGAAUCGAUGUGGCAAAUGAGUUUGAGAGUAGGUGACAACAUAGAGCCUGGACCUUUUCCAGAGCGUCCGGGAGAGGCUGACUGUGCUUAUUAUAUCAGGACCGGCCUAUGUAGAUUCGGUAUUACUUGCAGAUUUAAUCAUCCUCCCAACAGGAAAUUGGCUGUGUCAAGGAUGAAGGGUGGGUAUCCUGAAAGAAUAGGGCAACCCGAAUGCCAGUACUAUCUAAAGACUGGAACAUGCAAAUUUGGACCUACAUGCAAGUUUCAUCACCCGAAGGAUAAGGCCGGAAUCACAGGAAGAGUUCAAGUGAAUGUCCUAGGCUAUCCCCUUCGCCCUAAUGAGAAGGAAUGUGCAUAUUAUAUAAGGACUGGGCAGUGCAAGUUUGGCAACACCUGUAAAUUUCACCAUCCUCAACCAUCUAAUGCAAUGCUUUCAUUGCGAGGUUCUCCUGUUUAUCCUUCUGUACAGUCACCAACAACUCCUGGUCAACAGUCCUUGACUGGGGCACUGACAAAUUGGCCUCUUUCUAAAGCUUCCUUUAUAAGCCCUCGUUGGCAAGGAUCUUCAAGCUACGCCCAACUCAUUCUUCCUCAAGGAUUGGUUCAAGUCCCAAGCUGGAGUUCUUUUCCUGGACAAUAUGGAUCUGCUUCAUCUCCUGAGAACCAGCAACAAAAUUCUGGGAACGCUCAAUUCUAUGGAACGUCACACCAAAGUGAAACAAGCACAGGUUCUUCAGCAUCAUUUUCUUCUUUUCGAUUUGGUUCAGUUCCUUUGGGGCAGUAUGCAUUGCAGAGGGAUGGCAUAUUUCCUGAGAGACCCGGCGAACCUGAAUGCCAGUUCUAUAUGAAAACUGGGGACUGUAAAUUUGGCGCAGUUUGCAGGUUUCAUCAUCCUAGAGAAAGACUAAUUCCUGCUCCAAAUUGUGUGCUGAGCCCAUUGGGUCUUCCCUUACGCCCGGGUGAACCUUUAUGUAUUUUUUAUUCUCGGUAUGGUAUCUGCAAAUUUGGCCCAAAUUGCAAAUUUGAUCACCCCGUUGCUGCUCCAAUGGGCAUCUUUGCUUAUGGUCUUUCAACAUCAUCAUCACCUAAUGUUCCUGUUGUUCGUCGACUUUUGGGAUCAUCAUCGGCACUUCCUGCAUUAACCUUUUCGUCAGAUGGUCCUCUUGAAGCUGGCCCUGGUAAAUCGAGGCGCCUUUCAUUGUCUGAUUCACAGCAAAUAGAUUCCGGUGAUGAGGAUGUUGAAUCAGAAUGAUAACAACGCAUGCCAGUUAUGCUACGCCGAUCGACUCUUUCAAUGUAUCCACAUCAUAUCAAAUCAAUGAUGAUAUGAACAUCAUGAUUUUUCCAAAUUGGUUUCUGUUGUUCCCAAAACAUUUUUGUUUUGUUCAUCUUCCUCAGUUUAAUGUAUUUAUGAUCAGAGUUCAGAAAACAAUUGCAGCUGCAUAAUGGAUGGCUUCUACCUCUGAAAUUCAGCUGGUUUAAUGAAAUCUUCAGGAAUGUUCUGUGGGAGGCUGUCUACCUUAAAUCAAAAGAAAUCCCUGCCUGACAAUUUUCUGUUCAAUGAAUAAGAUCAUUGAAGGUUGAUCUCUGUUCUUCUUCAGUCUUUUGCUGUAAUGUGAUUAAAUUUUUUUUCUUGCUUUGCUUGACAUUUUACAUUGUGUUUCUAAGAGUUUUAAUGUGAAAAUAUUGUGAAUAAUUGUUACUUAUCUAAUUAUAAUAUGUGCAUUUAGUUAUGUAUUUC
This is a messenger RNA of Dendrobium catenatum, 2050 nucleotides long. Its product is annotated as zinc finger CCCH domain-containing protein ZFN-like. The transcript has 8 exons. Bases 176 to 1561 code for a protein of 461 amino acids. Gene Ontology annotation, molecular function: metal ion binding; mRNA binding. The record is from RefSeq and is a predicted model, not a curated record. NCBI's taxonomy places the organism in Eukaryota, Viridiplantae, Streptophyta, Magnoliopsida, Asparagales, Orchidaceae.